Molecule: messenger RNA, 687 nt
Organism: Heterotrigona itama
Lineage: Eukaryota; Metazoa; Arthropoda; Insecta; Hymenoptera; Apidae
Source: the annotation of a GenBank genome assembly
AUGAUAAGUAAAUGCGAGACUUGCCAACGUGAAAAUUUUACGAGAAUUAGACACAGAGAACUAGCAUUCAUCUCUGACACAAUUAAAGAUCGAAAUAACAAAAUAGCUAUGGAUAUAUACGGACCAUUACAAAUGACCAGCAAAAGUAAUCAAUAUAUGAAUAAGCUCAUAUUAUUGGCAACGCUAACACUAGUGAUAGGCGAAGACAUUGAACUUACAAAUCUAGAAGAUAAGAAUUUACUUAUACAGAAAGUUUUCCUUUAUCAUAACGAAGUAAAAGAGUCUCCGGAAAUUAACGUGUUAAAAGUUAUAAUAAAUACAUUAGAGAAUAAAUAUGUACAUUAUAAGAACGUGAUGCAUCUAAGAGUAAAGACAGGACUGUUUAAUUUUGUAGGAAGUAUUUCUAAGACCUUAUUUGACACAUUAGACGAUAGCGACCUAGAAUUAAUCAAUCAAAACAUAGACAAACUUUUCCACCUAAACAACAAAAUUAUACAGAUACAAGUAGAUACCACAAUAACUGCGAUACUUAUAGAAAAACAAGGAAUAAUUCACCCGGAUAUCCUAAUUAAUGAGCAACUUUUAUUGGCUUAUACAAAAUUAAUAAAGGAAAGUAACACAGACAAUGCCAUAGAACCAAUGGAAGAAAACGUUCAACUGAUUUAUGAUAUUAGCGAUAAAAAUUAA